UAUAUUGUGAAGCAAUAUUGCCCGCUUAAUGUUCCGAAUUGGGCUGCAAUAAAUGAAGAUAAAAAGAAGAAGUUGAUGGAUGCUGUUAAGGGAAUGUAUGUCUUCCCGGAAGGUUCUUAUGUUGACCGAGCUGUUCGCAACGUACUUAUGAGAAGUUUGAGAACGUGGCGAUAUAACUUGAGAAAAAGUUAUUAUCGAAAGUAUAAGACUGACAAAGAAAGGUUAAGUCAUUGUCCACCUGAAGUUGAUCCAGAAGAUUGGAAGUGGCUAGUGGAACAUUGGGGAACCCAGAAAUUUCGGAAUUUAAGUGAGACACUUAUGGCAAAUAGGGAAAAGCAGAAGAUGCUUGCUUGUGUAGGGACAAAGUCUAUCUAAAGAAUCGCACACGAAAUGCGUAGCGUUCCACCUCGAGAAGAAAAUGAUGAACCAAUCCUACCGGAAUAUGUAAGGCUUUUUGAGAAACAAAAAAAGAAAAAGAAUGGCAAUUGGGUAGAUGAUGAGGCUGAGGAAGCAUAUAAAAAGCUAUUGGAUUUACAUAACGAGCAGCUCGAGAAACAUGGUGUAGAUAAUCUUUUAACAUCAGAGGCUUAUACAAUUGUUUUAGGUCACAAAUCAGGGUAUCAGAGAGGGUUGGGUCAAGGACCUCCACCUUUUAGAGGUGUAAAUGCGGGUGGACAAUUUCGCUGCAGUGACAUUGUGGAUCAAAAUGCUAUAAAUGCUCGAAUUCAAGCAGAAGUAGAACAAAAAGUUACUGAGUUAUCAGCUAAAAAAGAAGUUGAAUUCAAUGAAAAGCUACGAUCCGAAUUAGAUGCAUUCUCUAGAGAAAAAGAAGUGGAACUUCGAGUGAAAAUUCAAAAUGAGCUAGAAAGUAAAUUGCGUAAUGAGUUGCAACAAGAAAUGCAAAAUCAAAUGCGCUUAAUGUUUGAACAAGAGUUUUCCACCAUGAAACAAGCUCAAACUGCUGAUUCACAUUCAUCUUCAGAAGCUGCUGCAAAUAUAUUAGAUAAAGGGUCCAAUAUAGCACGAAGCAAAGUUGUACGUUAAAUGAUUAAUGUUUGUUUUAUUAAUAUGGUCAAUAUGCAAUUGUAUAAUUGUGUUAGUUUAGUUGCAAAAGUGCGUUACAAUUUUGUAUAUUAUAGAGUGAUUACAAAGUUUAGAUAUGUCAAUGGUUGCUUUUAAGAUUUUAUUUUAAAAAAUACUGACAAACUUUUGCUACAGAUUCCAUAUUAUUGCAAAAUGUCUGCAAUGUCAUUCAAAGAUGUAACAACUUAUAUGACUCAUAUUCGGGGAGACCAAC
Mercurialis annua (annual mercury) is the source of this 1297-nucleotide messenger RNA. RefSeq lists its product as uncharacterized. Lineage: Eukaryota; Viridiplantae; Streptophyta; Magnoliopsida; Malpighiales; Euphorbiaceae. The transcript has 5 exons. The record is from RefSeq and is a predicted model, not a curated record. Bases 391 to 1044 code for a protein of 217 amino acids.